This is a messenger RNA of Grosmannia clavigera kw1407, 4806 nucleotides long. RefSeq names its product ABC bile acid transporter. The record is from RefSeq and is a predicted model, not a curated record. Gene Ontology annotation, biological process: transmembrane transport. Gene Ontology annotation, cellular component: fungal-type vacuole; membrane. Gene Ontology annotation, molecular function: ATP binding; ABC-type peptide transporter activity; ATP hydrolysis activity. Bases 1 to 4806 code for a protein of 1601 amino acids. The transcript has 4 exons. NCBI's taxonomy places the organism in Eukaryota, Fungi, Ascomycota, Sordariomycetes, Ophiostomatales, Ophiostomataceae.
AUGCUAUCGCCCCCCGACGGGCAGAAUAGCAUAUGGCCCUGCUAUUCAUGUUGCCGGCAGGUGUGGGUACCCGAGACUGCUGCGUUCAGUGAUGGCUGCCCGGGUUUAGUGGCUUACAUUCCGGCCCUGGUCGCAAUCGUCGUCGUUCUUGGCCGUUACAGCCUGCGUCCACUAUGGCGGCGGCGUCCCAUCUGGCUGCGCGAUUUUGCUACCGAAAAGGAUGAGUUGGGCCCGGCCACGGGCUGGUCUUUGCCUGAUGAUGACGAAGCUGACGAGGAAGAAGAAGCUGAAGCUCCUUUCUGCAACAGACCGUCACUGGCUGUUGAACCAGAUUCAUUUACCGGGAGAAGCAUCGAGUUCGGGACUACAGCUGAGGUCAUCAGUAAUAACGACAGCGAUGACAGCAAUGAAAUCACCAUUGUCAGUCCUGGCAACAGAUUUACGCUGUCCAAGAUCCGGAUAUGGACGAUGGAAGUAACACUCUUUCUGCUGUCUCUCAUAGGUGUUAUCACUAGCCUGCUCCUCACGUUUGCAGCCGGGUUGGGCCUGCUAUACCUAACACCCCUUGUCCCAUGCCUUGCAUCAUGCUUAUUGCUAGCCAUCGAUCGUCCUCGCACGCUGCCAGGGGCCGUCUACCUGCUUCACGCGGCCACUUUGGCCAUUCAACUGGCCCUACUCCUCGGUGUACCUGAUCUCUACCGCUGGCCUUUGUGCCCACUUUGGCUUUCUGAGAUCAGCGUGACUGGGCUGUCUCUGGCCAUCAUGACCACCAUGCCCUUGCGCGAUCCCAGCCUUGGCAACCGUGCCUCUGGAACAGACGGCGAGACUAUUGCUCUGCCCUUUGAGACACCCUCGAACAAGCUCCGCAGCCCCGAAGACGCCCUGACCUUGUGGCAAUGGAUGACUGUUAGUUGGAUGGGGCCUCUCAUUGGCUUGGGAUAUACCCGGCAGCUGCACAGCGAGGACGUCUGGAACCUCCCCUAUCAAUUCCAACAUGGGCGCCUCUAUCGACUGUUUCAAGACGUCAGGGGAACCGUUACUAGUCGCGUCGUCAAGGUCAAUACCCCGGAUCUAAUCAUCACAUCUGUCCUCGGAAUAUUGGAUUCUCUUCUCUCGAUGCUCCCGAUUGUCUUUCUCAAGGCACUCCUGGCUUCCAUGGAGGGCUCCAACCCCAACGUGCGUGUGGCUACGAUCUAUGCGGUUCUCAUCUGCAUUACAAACCUCCUUCGUUCUCAAUGUGGUGUCUUUUCGCUCUGGUAUGCACGUCGCUGCUACGAGCGGUCGCGUGGUGAGCUGAUCACUAUGAUCUACGAAAAGACGCUGCGUCGAAAGGCUUUUACGUUUCCAAGCCAUACAGAUGCAAGCACGAAAAACGGAGGCGAAGUUGCCGAGGAUCUUGUACAAGGUCCUGCCUCGACUGGCAAGAUUCUCAACCUCAUGCGAAAUGACGUCUACGAGGUGGCCCAGCGCUUCUGGGAGUUUCCCACUCUGUUUACGAAGCCGCUCAACUUUGUCCUUUCCAUGGUACUUCUUUGGCGCAUUCUCGGAGCUGCCUCCUUAGUUGGGAUCCUUGUUGUUGUCAUGGCACAGCUUAUCAACGUCUUUGUUAUUCGUAUCCUUGUCAGAUGGGAGACGGCCCGCCGAGCUGUAACCGACAUCAAGCUUCAGGUGACCUCGCAGUUUAUUGAGUCGAUUCGACACUUACGCUGGUAUGACUGGCAGGACAGGUGGCUGGCCGACAUCCUGAAAGCGCGACAGAAGGAAUUACGUUACCGAGUGAUUACCAAUAUUAUUCAACGGAUCAUCAGCGUUGUCAACCAGAUGUCUGCCAGUUUCUUCCCCGUGGCGGCUUUUUACGCCUAUACCGUCUGGGAGAGGCGGCCUCUAACAGUGGACGUGGCCUUUCCUGCCCUGAAUCUAUUCAACCUGCUUGAACAAAGUUUGCGCGAGUUACCUGAUCUCAUUACGGUGCUUUUGAACGCCACCGUUGCCAUGCGCCGUAUUGAUGCGUUUAUGAGCGAGCCAGAAAAAGAAAGCGAUGGUGCUGCUGAUGUCAUACUAAAGCAGGCUCCCGGAGGCGCCAUAGUGGACGGCAUCUUGCGCCCACCUGGUCCCCUCCACGUGGAGAUCACCGACGGAUCUUUCUCUUGGCCAACAGUGAAGAAGCCUGUACUGACAAAAGUUGACUUGAUCGCCGACGGUGGCAGUUUGACCGUCAUCUUUGGAAAGGUCGGCACCGGUAAGACGGCUUUGCUCAUGUCUAUUCUGGGCGAGAUGGACCAACAUAGCGGCACCCGUUUUGUUCCUCGAGAGACUAUUGGUUACUGCGCGCAGACACCCUGGCUCCAGAGCAUGAGUGUGCGUGAGAACAUCCUCUUCUGCACGCCGUUUGACGAGCAGAGAUACAAUAGCGUCGUCGAAGCAUGCUGCCUGCUGCAGGACUUUUCCGAAUUCGAAGCGGGAGAUAUGUCAAACAUCGGCGAGAACGGUAUCGGCUUGUCGGGCGGCCAGAAAGCCCGAGUUGCUUUGGCACGCGCCGUCUACAGCCGUGCACGCAUCCUGCUUCUCGAUGAUCCUAUUGCGGCCCUAGACCACAACACGGCUGAAUCGAUCAUGAAGAAGCUCUUUACAGACUCGGGGCUCAUGCGAAACCGACUGGCACUUUUUGUCACGCAUCGCUUGGAUCUUGUUGCCGGCUACGCGGACCAGAUCUACGAAGUCAGUGACGAGAACGGCAUCGUAACAAAAGUGGAUAUCGGGACAGUCAGGAAAUCGGCCGGCGUUUCUGCAGCUGCGCCAACAACAACGGCGGACAGCGAGGGAAGCAGUGCUGCUGACGACAACGAGGGCGAUUCGUCACCGGAGAACAAUGUUGCGGGCAAACCUGCGUCAACUACGAAUGGCGCCAACAAAUUUAUCGAAGAAGAGUAUCGCGCCCACGGUGGGGUCAUGAUGUCUGUGUAUUGGCGGUAUGUCAAAGCCGGCGGCCUUCGGUGGUGGGUAUUGACACUAUUCACGUUUAUCGGCUUCCGCAUCGCGAAAAUUGCGUAUCUCUAUUUUCUCAAGAUAUGGGGCGAGGCCUACGACAAAGACGCCACGGCUGAUGCUGCGAUUGAGGCGACACUGACGCUUGUUCCAAGGGUGUUUACAUAUCUGCAACCAUGGAAACAGCUUUUGACUUCUGGGUCACAUGGCGACGAGGACAUGUUCUCUAUCGCGACGGUGGUGAAUCCGGACAACGCAAACACUACGGGCUGGUAUGAGGGUGACUUUGGACUGCCCUCCCCCAUGACCAACGUUGUGCCAUGGCUUCUAUGGCUGACGCUUCUUGCAAUUUUUACACUCUUAUUUCGGACUCUCUCGGACAUCAUCCUGAUCAUCAUCACUUAUGUGGCCGGUAAGAGAGUAUUCCAGGAGGUCAUGGUGCGUGUCAGCACAGCGCCGUUUCGCUUCUUCGAUAUCACCCCUGUGGGCAGGCUGAUGAACCGGGUCACGUCGGAUAUUGGCACCAUCGACGGAGCAGUCGCGCAGCAAAUCCACCGCUGUGCUUGGUUCAUGCUCAACUGGCUCACGUCCAUCUUGGUAAUUGCAACGGCCACGCCAACGUUUCUGGCCAUGGCCGUCUUUAUGACCGUUGCUUUCGUCCUGGUCUUCAUUCGGUUCUUGCCGACAUCCCAGUCGCUGCGUCGUCUGGAAAUGGUCUCGCUUUCGCCUCUCAUGUCCAACUUCGGGACGCUGCUGGAAGGUCUCACAACCGUUCGUGCGUUCAGGGCACAGCCGGACUUCCAAGAGCGCAUCAUCUCCACGACCGACGCCUUCCAACGUAUGGAUCAUUUCUACUGGUCUCUCCAGGCGUGGCUGCAGUGGCGCUUUAACAGUAUGACCGCGUUGUCCACGUUUGCGCUGACAAUAACGGCCCUGGCGACUGGCCUGUCGAGUGGCCUCGUGGCUUUUGUGCUGACAGCUGCGGCCAAUUUUGUCAACUCAACUCAAGUGCUGUGCCGCCGUUACGGUGAGCUUCAGAUGCAGUUUGUCUCAGUUGAGCGGGUCAUUGAGUUGCUCGACCUGGACCAGGAGCCGAUUGGCGACAUUGACCCUCCGGCAGCUUGGCCCACGACAAACGACGACAUUGUGUUUGAUGAUGUGACGGUACGUUAUGCACCGCACUUGGAACCCAGUCUUCGCAACAUCACGAUGCGCAUCCCUGCAGGCUCGACCGUUGCGGUUACAGGACGCACGGGAUCGGGCAAGAGCACGCUUGCGCUGGCAUUGCUCGGCACAGUGUUGCCAGAUAACAAUGAAGCGACGCAGGGAAGCAUUUACAUUGGGGGAAUGGAUGUAGCUAAAGUGAACAAGCAUGCGCUACGGCAGCGCAUCAGCUUUGUGGCACAGGACCCGGUGCUCUUCCCUGGCACGCUCCGAGAAAACCUUGAUCCUAUCGGGCAUCACACGGAUGAGGAGUGCAUUGCCGUCCUGGCAAAGGUGCUCGGCGACGCGACUGGCGAAUUUAAACUGGACAGCCGUAUCGACGGCGGUGGCAAGAACAUGAGCCAGGGCCAACGGCAGCUCGUUGGGCUCGGCCGGGCGGUACUUCGCCGGAGUCCGAUUGUGAUCCUGGACGAGGCUACCGCAUCGAUCGACAAAGCCACCGCCUUCCGGAUACAGGAAGUUCUCCGAGAGGAGCUGAAGCACAGCACUGUCAUCACGAUUGCUCAUCGUUUGGAAGCUGUGCGCGAUGCCGACUUUUCGGUCAUCCUCGAGAAUGGACGCGUUGUGCUCGCAGCUCCCGUGACCGAAUUGUCGUGA